UUGGUGUUAGUGGCAAAAGAUGAGAACUGUCACCAAAUCACUUCCAUUUCUUAUUGCAAAAAAAAAAAGUAAAAGAUAACAAAAUAUAAAAAAAAAUACAAGAAAUUUAAAGGGCGAAAGUUGAGAGAGACAAAGAGGGAUGAGAUUUUGCUCUUCCUUGAUAAAUCCCAAUACCUAAAUACCCAAAUCCCCCCAUAUUAUUACUUUUAGGCUGCCAGAGAAGUAGAGAGAUAGAGAGUGAGACGCAUUUGAUUUUACUUUUUCUUUUUUUGGGGGGGUUUUGGAAGAGCCUGGAAUCUAGCUUCUCACAAUCGAUCUCUUCCCAGAUUCUGCGGAGGAGCUCUGCGUCUUUCUUCUUCUCUUAGAGUGAUAUUAGAUACUUCUUCUUGAGUAGAAUUUCAUCCUGAAGAAAUGGUCUUAGAUGUGUAACUUGUCUCGUGAACAAGUUUCAUCUGUGAUUUGAUGGGUAAAGAGAGUCCGCUGGAGAUUACCAAUAGCGGAGUCAGUCAUCAUCACGAUUCUCCACCUGUCAAGAACGAUGAUGUACACGAAGCUCCACGUUACAGUUCAGACAAGGACACUGGUUUACCAACUUGCCGCGUGUGCCAGUGCGCAGAAUCCGACAGAAGAGGAGACGCUGCGUUAGGCUUUUUGGGCAUCACACCUCCUGUUGUUUCAGAAGAACCACCUCGUGGAAGCAAUGCAAACCAAGAAACCCCUGAUAAGAAGAAGAAAAGCGGCUUCAUCGAACUGAUAAGUCCCGACGGAGAAGUGUUCGUCUGCGCAGACGAAGACAUAGAGAUGGGAGCUUGGCAGCAUCGAGACACGUUGCUGGAGCUCGGAUGCUCUUGCAAAAACGAUCUCGCUCUGGUGCACUACGCCUGCGCGUUGAAAUGGUUCGUCAACCACGGAUCGACCGUCUGCGAGAUCUGUGGGAGCGUUGCGGCGAAUAUAAGAACGGUCGAUCUCAAGAAAGUGGUCAUCGCGUUGAAAGACUACGCAGCGCUGAGAGAAAGAACAGCGGAUGGAGAUCCCAACCCUGUAGCGGUUAGUAAUAACAACAGCAACACGAGCUCUUCGGGGAUAGAUCCUGAUGCGGUUGCAGCCAUUCGAAGGCAACGGCUUAGUGAGAUUUCGUUGUGGUUUGGUCCGCAUUGUACAAACAACAACAACAAUAGUGGUAGUAGUAAUUCAGCUGUUGCUGCGGGGGUGGCUGCUGCUUCUCAGGUGACAUCUGAACAGCCUUUGGGUGUAGUUGGCUUUGAUAUAUUGCCUAUGGAGAGCAGAGCGACUAAAUGGGCUGUGGAAGGUACAGGGAUACUGCUCGCUACAGGAUUACUCACUGUUACUUUGGCUUGGCUCAUUGCUCCACGUGUUGGAAAAAGAACUGCAAAGAGUGGACUGCACAUACUCCUGGGUGGACUCUGUGCUUUAACAGUAGUCAUCUUCUUCAGAUUCGUAGUGCUGACUAGAAUCAGGUAUGGACCAGCACGUUACUGGGCGAUCUUGUUCGUGUUCUGGUUUCUAGUGUUUGGAAUUUGGGCAUCACGUUCUCAUGCUCACGCUUCCAGUUGAACAUUCUUCUCCCUGCUCUGUUGUGUUACUAUUUCUUUUGUUUCUGUCUGUCUCUGUUAAUAUCGUUUACAUCCUUCGGUUUAGAAGAACAAAAUGUACAAUUAUUUGUUGUCCCACAAAAGAAACUGUUCUGUCUC
This is a messenger RNA of Raphanus sativus (radish), 1712 nucleotides long. RefSeq lists its product as uncharacterized. The transcript has 4 exons. The record is from RefSeq and is a predicted model, not a curated record. Lineage: Eukaryota; Viridiplantae; Streptophyta; Magnoliopsida; Brassicales; Brassicaceae. Gene Ontology annotation, molecular function: zinc ion binding. The coding region runs from base 463 to 1575 and encodes 370 amino acids.